Molecule: messenger RNA, 516 nt
Organism: Akanthomyces muscarius
Lineage: Eukaryota; Fungi; Ascomycota; Sordariomycetes; Hypocreales; Cordycipitaceae
Exons: 2
Coding region: 1-516 (171 amino acids)
Source: RefSeq, a predicted model, not a curated record
AUGGUUGAAAAACAGCAAGAGAUGGGUACCGUUGUUUCGGAGCUGCGGCCCGCGCGAGUGUCGACAGAUGCAUCUUCCACUCCCAACCCGCCGCCACCGCAGCCGCUGUCGCAUAACUUUAUGCUUUUUGCUCUCGUCGUGCUGCUGCCUGUAUCUGGAGCUGUUUUCGCUGCCAUGUCGGUGAACCAAAGCUCCAUAGGCAAUGCGCAGUCUCAAACGGCCAACCAAAUAGCGCUGCUCUCCUUGUGCUACGCCAAUUCUUCUUCGUCGUUUUGUUCAGAGCUGCUGGGCCGAACCGACACCAUCAUCCCAGAGCUUGCUGAGAAGUUGUUCCACCAUGCGCCUGCCGGCCAGUCCAUGACUCUUUUGGAUAGCGAGGGCGGUCGAUCAUUCUUAUUCUCGUCCAUUAUUACUUUUUGGGUGUUUCUGGCGGCAUCGGUGCUUUGCACCCUGUGGUACUCGAUCGAGACGCUGUGGCGAUGGCGACGGGCUCGGCAAGCAAGGGUAGCACACUGA